Messenger RNA from Thalassophryne amazonica, 4858 nucleotides. RefSeq names its product ArfGAP with GTPase domain, ankyrin repeat and PH domain 2 (gene agap2). The record is from RefSeq and is a predicted model, not a curated record. The coding region runs from base 855 to 4418 and encodes 1187 amino acids. NCBI's taxonomy places the organism in Eukaryota, Metazoa, Chordata, Actinopteri, Batrachoidiformes, Batrachoididae. Gene Ontology annotation, molecular function: GTPase activator activity; protein binding; GTPase activity. The transcript is spliced from 19 exons. Gene Ontology annotation, cellular component: nucleus.
GCUCAGAGGAUGCAGGCGAUCUGGGACUCAGCACGAGGACGCGCCCUGACUCACGCGUGCACCUGCAGGUAUCUUUCCGGGCUUCUGCUGGCUUCUCAUCCUGAUUGUCUUCAUGUCCUUCCCGCCACAGUGCGCUCUGAAUUGAUGCUGCUGUCGUCACACAUGUGCAGCUCAGAAUGAGAAGCUGUGAUACGCACUGGACUACUGCACACGGCUCCAGGUGUGCAUGCUGCUUUUAGGGGGCGACAGUGAUCAUUCUUUAAAAUGAAUCUUUGUUUUUUUUUUUUCAUUUCACAGCUGCUCUUUGUCACGUUGUUGAUGACGUAUAAUGCGGGGAGGUUGUUUUGCUGAACUGAAUGAUGAUUUUUGCUCUGGAACAAGAAGAGUGAAGAAUCCAGACUGAUGGUCAUGUCAGACGGGGGGUGGUGCACGUAAAAAUCAGGUCAAGUAAAUAAUUGCAAUCAGGAACGAGGCAUCGGGAACAAUAAUGACGAUUUAUUUGCUUGAGUAGCUGCUGGCGGAUGCAGAAGAUGGAUUUUCUAGGAACAAAAGAGCUGACAGUGUGCUGAAGGUUGUCAGCAGUAGAGAAUUUUUUUUUUUUUGUACCUGAAUUCCAAAAUGAAAAUUACAGCCAGUGCAUGACAAUAAAAUCUGAAAGGAAGAACUAAGGAUUCUGGGGAUGGGUGAAGGUAGCAGCUGCUCUCCUGCUGAAUUUUCUAAGGAGAAACUUAAUCUCCCUGCGUGCUGUUUUUUUGUCUCUGCGGUGCUGUCAGAUUCGUUUGCAAACCGUCGGUUGUUCAUGUGGCUGUGCCUGGUUUCAUUCAUCCACCGUGUUUCUACUGAAGUCUGACCACAUGAGUGAAGGCAGCACCCUGCAGCAACGCACCACCUACCUCAUCUCCCUCACCCUGGUCAAGGUAGAGGCUGUGGAGGAGAAUGGAGGAGAGGCAAAGAGCAGCAACCAGGGGGCGGGAAGCGGUCCAGGGACAGAGCCAGGAGGACGACCAGGAGAAGGAGUCAGGGCGAGAGUGGAGGCUGAAGGUGAAGGUCAGGCUCCUGCACGGGCUGAGAAUGGAGGUGGUGUGCUUCCAAGACAUCCACAAAGUACUGAAGAUGCUGCAGCUGCCGUGAAGGCUAUCAGGUUUACAGAACUCAAAGAUGGAGAAAGAAAAUCUCUAAGCCCUUUGAAAGACAAAACUGUCAUCUUUCCAAGUAAAGGAAGCGACAAACCACCUUGCAACCUCACAAUUCCCCUAUCCUCUGAGAGAGCCCUGAUUCAGAAGACAGAGUCUGCAGAUGCCCCUUUAACAAGAGCAGAGAAGACACUUUCCACCCCAGACGCAAAGCAAUGCAGACCGCCGUCACUGACCACGCCGCCCACAGAGGUGGUGAUGGACUCCAUCCGAACCCCGACCAGGACCAGCCUCCCUAUUCGUCCAGUGGGACAGCGACCUGUGAGUCUGCUGAAGUCUCACAGCAGCGCUGCUUCCCGCGGCCGAGACUCCAGGGAAGGCAGAGAGCGCAGUCCUACUUCAGCCCAGAGUCUCGACCGUAAAGACUGCCGUGUGUCUACACGCUCUCCAGGCCCCUGUAGGGCCUCGUGGGCCGAGGCUAGCAGGCCCGACGCGUGGCGCGACCUGCAAGAUGAGACCAGAACAAUGCUUGAGAUUGGAGGUGGAGUAGCUGCCAUGAUGAUAGACCUUCCCAGGAAGGAACGGCUAAAGACGGGUUCCACGUCGCUGCCUGCUCAUGCUAACCAGGUUUCCAAACCUCCACGAAAGGGUAAAAGUCGCACGCUGGAUAACAGCGAUCUGAACAGCCUGUCUGAAGAAAUCGGCCUUGCCAGGGAAGCACAGCAGGGAAACCGAGGCUCUGCUAAGGACAGGAAGAUGCUCAAGUUCAUCAGUGGCAUUUUCACAAAGAGCAGCUUGGGGACAGUGGGGUCGUCCUCCACAGCGCCCCCCGUGUAUAUACAGAGAGACUCGAGUGAGGAGGAAGUACACAUUUCCAACAGCCAGGAGUGGACUUUGAGCAGAUCCAUCCCAGAGCUCAGACUGGGCAUUCUGGGAAGUCUUAAAAGUGGAAGGUCAGCGCUGGUGAACAAAUACAUCACAGGCAGUUAUCUUGCACUUGAGAAGCCUGACGGUGGUAGGUACAAAAAGGAAGUACUGGUGGACGGACAGAAUCAUUUACUACUGAUCCGGGAGGAAGCAGGAGCACCUGAUGCACAGUUCAGCAGUUGGGUCGAUGCAGUGAUCCUGGUCUUCAGUCUGGAGAAUGAAGCCAGCUUCCAGGAGAUCUAUCAGCUGUAUAGUCAGCUCAGCACGCACCGCACAGACAUCCCAGUCAUCGUGGUCGGCACUCAAGAUAAAAUCAGUAGCACCAACCCUCGUGUGAUUGAGGACCAACGAGCCAGGCAGCUGUGUAUUGAUGUGCGUCACUCUCUGUUCUAUGAAACCUGUGCCACUUAUGGAUUCAACGUUGAUCGAGUGUUUUCAGAGGCUGCCCAGAAGAUUGUAGCCCAGAAGAAGCAGGCAGCACUGCUUGCCUCCUGCAAGUCACUUCCCAACUCCCCAAGUCACUCUGGAGGUUCCACACCUGGAUCAGCAUCAUUCCCUGGACAGGCCAGUAAUGGCCUCAGUAGUGGCUACGCCUACUCGCUUCCGUCCACCCCUGUGGUCGGUCACAGGGAGCUGCGUGUUGCCCCAGUGGGAGAGGGGGGAAGUAGUAUCAACUCCCGCUCCCUGAAGAACAUCCCCCACAGAAGACCUUCUCUCUUCAAGAACCGGGACUCGGAUAAGAAAGCUGCUGAUGCUAAGAGUGACCUGAGCAGCAUACGGGGAACUCCUAUUAAACAGAGCAUCCUCUGGAAGAGAAGUGGGAGCUCUCUGAAUAAAGAGUGGAAGAAGAAAUAUGUCACCCUGUCCAACAAUGGCACGUUGUCUUACCACUCCAGCUCCAGUGACUACAUCCAGAAUAUCCACGGGAAGGAUAUCGAUCUGCUGCGUGUGACUGUCAAAGUUCCUGGAAAACGUCCUCCCAGAGCAGUUGUCCCCUCGUGCCCCUCGCCUGUUCCCGUUGGUUCACUUCCUGGAGUUAAUGGGCUGAGUAAGGAGCUGACUGCUGCUGAUAGCACCAAUACAGUUCCUCAGUUGUGUCCAGCCACGCUGUCUGUCGCUGAUGACAGGUCUGGUAGUUUGUCCCCUCAAGGAGGAGACAGGGGACUUCAGCACUGUCCCUCAUCACUGUCCACUAAAGUACAAAGUGUUGAUGCCCUUGAAGGAACAGCUAGUCCUUUUGCUGCAAAAGAUCCCGGCCAAUCGUCUCCCAUGAGUGACAGGAAGAAGAACAGGAGGAAGAAAAGCAUGAAUCAAAAAGGAGACGCUGCUGUUGGGCAAGCUGAAGCCAAACGCAAAAUGUGGAAAUUAAAGAGCUUUGGUAGCUUGAGAAACAUUAAUAAGACAGAAGAGGAGAAUGCAGAUUUUAUCAUUGUGUCGUUCACCGGGCAGACAUGGCACUUUGAGGCUCAGACUCUGGAGGAGAGGGACUCCUGGGUGUCGGCUAUAGAGAGCCAGAUCCUGGCGAGUCUGCAGUCAUGUGAAAGCGGCAGAAACAAGGCCAGGAGGAGCAGUCAGAGCGAGGCCGUGGCCCUGCAGGCCAUCCGUAACGCCAAGGGCAACAGUCUGUGUGUGGACUGCGAAGCACCAAAUCCUACUUGGGCCAGUCUCAACCUGGGUGCACUGAUCUGCAUUGAGUGCUCAGGGAUCCACCGCAAUCUGGGAACCCAUCUGUCUCGUGUACGCUCACUGGACCUGGACGACUGGCCUGGAGAGCUCACACAAGUCCUGGCUGCCAUCGGAAACCACCGGGCAAACAGCAUCUGGGAGAGCUGCACCCAGGGCAGGACCAAACCCACACCUACUGCAACACGAGAGGAACGAGAAUCGUGGAUUCGAGCAAAGUAUGAACAACGAGCAUUUGUGGCAGCUCUUCACCCGGCCAGCGGCAAUCAGCAGCUAGAAGACAACAUGCCAAAGUGGCUGCUGUCUGCAGUGACUGAGAGAGAUCUGCCCAGACUGCUGCUACUGCUGGCCCACAGCACCAAGGAUCGGAUCAACGCUCAUCCAGACACAUCACCCGUUCUGCCUCGUACGGCCCUGCACGCUGCUUGUCAACUUGGAGAUGUAGUCAUGACCCAGCUGCUCGUCUGGUACGGGAUCGAUGUCAAAGUGAAAGAUAACCAAGGCCAGACCGCUCUGAUGUUGGCUAGAAAAACCGGGAGCAAGGGCUGCAUGGAUAUUCUGCUCCAGCACGGCUGUUCCAAUGAGACAUCACCCACCGCCGCCACACCUGUCCUCUCUCGCCGGUCCAGCACUGCCAGCCUGGGACGGACCAGUUCCAGGAAACGAGUAUCAUAGCUACCAUACACGGGCUGGUGGCAACCUGAGGACAUUUGUAGUUCAGAAAUCCGUGUAGGACAGAGGUGGCACACGGCUCUGAGCAGGACUGUAGAAAAUGAUACUAAAUCUAAAGACUGAAUAACAUAUCAAGCAAUUUAAAAGCAAUAUUCACUCAGUUUGUCAGAGACAGGUAUAUUGCUGAAAUAGUAUGUUGCUGUUCACCUCAUUUCAAAAAUGACUCAAGUUAGAACGCUGUAGCUUUCAUCUGUCAUUUUUGAGCAGACAGCCUAUCUGCUCUCAUUUCACUUCCUGCAAAAAGAAGUGCAAUAAUCCAGCUGUGAUGAUGAAAAAGCAACAAUUUGUGAAAGUGGAGAGAGCAAUCAGCACUGGGUGGCUGUGAGCCCACUGUGGUGAGAGAACCCAGGCAUCCAAAAGGUCAUUCAGAUUUGCGACCAAAA